Leishmania mexicana MHOM/GT/2001/U1103 is the source of this 981-nucleotide messenger RNA. RefSeq lists its product as hypothetical. Bases 1 to 981 code for a protein of 326 amino acids. Lineage: Eukaryota; Euglenozoa; Kinetoplastea; Trypanosomatida; Trypanosomatidae. Gene Ontology annotation, molecular function: phosphatase activity. The record is from RefSeq and is a predicted model, not a curated record. The transcript has a single exon.
AUGAAGGUCAUUCCACCCAACUUUGGCUAUGUGGAGGAGGGCAUCUUUCGCUGUGGUGCGCCAGAGCCGCGCCACUACGGCUUUCUCUCAUCUCUGGGACUGCGCACAUGCAUUCUGCUCACGGACAUCCACGACGACGCCUUUGUGCACUGGCUGCAGGAGUCUGGGGUUACGAUCUUCUGCCCUCUCGUCAGCGAAUCACAGACUUGCGGCACGUUUCAUGGUGCGGCACAGGCGUACACACUCAUCACCGCAGCCGACGACGUCACGCGUGGGAACACGAUAGGUGCCUCGUCCACGGGACCCGCGAACGUGAAUGGGAGCAAUGUCAGCCAUGCUAAAGAGGAGGGUCUCGAAGGCACCACCGCCAGCUGCAGCGGUGCCGACGGCAACCGUCCGUACAUCGACUCGUUGGGCAAUGGCAACGCGAGUCACACCGAAGGCGAUGGCUGGCAGGAUGGCAACGGAGAGGGCAUAGAGGAGGACCGCGGCGUCUCCACUGCGGGCACGUCGAAUGCCGUGCGUUUCCUACAAGAAAACGUCGGCGACCGCCAGAAUAGCUCCAAAUUCUCGCCAGUACGCAUCCCGGCGCCGCUCUACUUCCCCGCCAACAGACUGCGCGACAACGGCGGCAGCAGUGGCAGCUUUGAGGCAGCGGCGCCGUCCUACGAGGGCAAGCUCUACGGUCUCAUGACCCUCUCCGAGGCGGUUGUCGUCAGCAUUCUGCACAUCCUGCUAGACCCGCAGUACUAUCCGCUGCUCAUCACCUGUUCCAAGGGACGCUACCGCUCCGGUAUUGUGUGUGGGUGUCUACGCAAGCUGCAGGGAUGGAAUCUCGUCUCCAUCCUCGAGGAGUACCGCCGCUUCGCCGGAAACAAGAGCCGCGCUGACAACGAGGAGUUCAUCGAGCUUUUUGACGAGGAGCUGGUGAGUUUGGAGCUCUCCGAUGGCCGUCGACCCACUAUCCUGUACAACGCGUGA